AUGGCAGAAGACCAUAGAUGAGUGCUGAUUUCAUCAUUGUUAUAAGAGAAAUGACGAGAUGGUGAACUGCUCCAUUUGCUUAGAUGCCAUCAAGACGCCAACAUGCUGUAUUCCAUGUGGGCAUGUGUUCUGUCACAUGUGUAUAGGACGGUGGCAGCGACAGCAUGCCUAUAAUGGUACAACAAGAGACUGUCCACAGUGUCGACGUCAGAUAGAACACUCCCAGAUUAUUAGAUUUGACACCUCGGAGGAAGUCAACGAAAUAGAAUACGAUGAUGCUGAUGAAAAUCCUUGGGAUGAGUCUGAUGUCGGAACAAUCUUAAAAUCCUUACAGAAUAUUUGGAAAAGAAGUCAAAUAAGACAAUUUCUAAAAUCAGGACAAGCCAGAAUACUAUCUUAUGAGAGUGUGAGACAUACGUGGUGCUGUGCCAAGGAUGGCUGGAACAUUGGAAAACAAUUUGUUAGAGAAGUGCAUGCUUCUGAUGGUUUGGAGAACAAACUAAACGUAGUAAAGUUUCGUCUGCAUCAAGGCUUCAGUCAUUGUAGACAAAGAAUAAUACAACAUCAAUAUACUGAGUCUCUGAAGAGGAAAUGGGAAGGACUAUCAGAGGACUGGAAACAUGUACUAGCUAUUUCCUUGGCUGUUCUGGUAGUACUUCUAAUGGUGGACGUCCAACAUAAAGAUGGCUUUAUACAAUCUGUGAUUUUUCCAGUGUUUCAAACGUUUUUCUUCAUCUUUCAUGAACUGCUAGCGUGCUUGACUUACAUUGUCUUCCGUCCCUUGUAUUGCUCAUUUCUCUGUACUGUGGAAGUAGCAUCUACUAUAGCAGACAUCACAGUGGAAACCUUGGUAUCUAUUGUACAAAUGACUGUGGCAUUAGUCUUUUUACCCUUUACUAUGGCCGUGGGUUUGAUACAGGUUGUCACGGUAACAGUUGGGACGAUACUACGGACAGUUAUACCUCUGUUUAUUCUGUUAUACUUUAUCAGCCCCUCCGUCCAGCACCAUUGUAGAGCCAUCUUGGCCAGGCUCCAACACCAAAAUCAAGAUCAAAACCAAGCAGAGAACAACUGAUGUGAAGAGAUGAAGAAAAUAUGGACAGAGAUUUUUAUGAUUAUACAAGUGCCACAUCCAUGGAAUGUAAAGUUAAUCCUGUGGUAUGCAUCCCUCCGUAGAAUAGCUAUGCCUUAUAGAUAUAGUUUCUUCCACAGGAUGAGAAAUGCUUUAAAAUGGUAGGUACUAGGUAGAGUACCUUUUUAUGCUCCCCCACCAUUGAGUCCCUUGCCCCAGUACUUUCCUGUCCUAUCAUGUUUAUUACCUUAUCAUAGUAAGGUGAUCGUCGGUCAAUGUUAAAGGGUCCCAUUAUACAUGGGAGUGAGGACAUUUAUGUCAGACACUUGUUUAAAUCAAAUGUGAUUUCAGUAUUACUUAGAUGUGACAUACUUUACUUGAUUUAUUCACAGCAUCCAUGUAGGAGGCAACAUUUGUCAAUCACUUAGAUCAUCAGGUAAUUGAUAUAAAAAUUAUGUCAGCUUUUUUGCAAAGUUGGAUCUUUGUAAAUCUUCACUUCGUAAUGUCAUUACUAAGGCUAGCUGAUAUUUAGUCAUAUUAUGAUAUUUUGGAUAUUAAGUUAUUCGUGAAUUGAAACAUGUAUUAGUAUAUUGAAAAUUUGUAAGUACAUGUGUAUACUAUCAAAAACUAAAAUUGUGUACUGAUAUAUCAGUACAUUGAUGUACUUUGUUUUUAUCAAAACUUCAAACUCUUUCAAUGAUUUUUUACUUGGACUAAUAUGAAAGAUCUUUUCGAUAAUGUGUUGUAGUAGUAAACCUAGGUUGUCUUAUAUUUUCAAUUACAUUUUUUUUCUCCUCAGUGUGUUUACACAAAAUACACCCUUAUACUGCUAGCCUGACAUUUGAUUUCAACAGACCAUGAUAUUAAUUUAUUUUUUUGUCAUAUGUAUACAUAUGAUACAGAAGGUGAAGCCAACUUUAUAUCCUUGAUUGUUACUUACUGACAAGAUAAUGCCCAUCCUAUUCAUAGCAGUAUUUCCUUUGAAAUUCUGUCAAAUAAAUAACACUUCAUUAUGCUCCCUUAAGUUGUCGUCUAUCAGGAUUUUGUCCAGAACAUUUCACAAAAACUAUAAGAGGUAUCAACAUGAAACCUUUAUAGGUAGAUAGAUCUCGAUUAGGAAAGUGCAGUGUACAAGAACCAUAACUCUCUUGUACAUAAUUUAGAAGUCAUUGGUCUUUUUUUCAUACUUAAGUUUUGUCAAAACUAGCUGUUUUGGAACUAACAUUUAUUCGGGGAGCAGCCAUCGGUUCUUUGAUUCUCUUGUUUUCAAAUUUAACCGUUUGAAUGUGGUGGUUAAGAAAAGCUAGAUACAUGAAUUGUAUUUAAUAGUUUACACAAUCCAAUUAUAUCAGGUAAAAAUGUUCAUGCUGGUUAUCAUGUGCUUGUUUAUAUCUUUGAUGAAGUUAUAUUAUUGGUUCAUAGAUCAUAUCUUUCAACACUCCAUAUCAGAUCGACAGGACAUAUCCCAACUCAACUCAUAUUUAAUGGGUUUGUAGUUUCUCUCAUUGUCAAAUCUGUUUGAAGUUUGCAAGUUACAUAUCCAGUCUGUACAUGCAGUUCUCAUCCUGGCUCAAUCCAUAUUCAGAUCCAGAUCAUAGCCGGACUCAAUCCAAACUAGGUGGCAGGUCAUACUGUGGCCUAAUCCAAAUCAAGGCUGGUUACAUCCUGACCCAAUCCAUAUCUGGAUAUUAUGUAAUGUCCUGGCCCAGUCCAUAUUUGGGCAGCAGGUUAUAUCCUGGCAUAAUCCAUAUCAACAUGGCAGGUCAUAUCCUGGACCAAUCCAUCUCUGAUUAACAACAGUUCUUUCUGCUGCUCCUAUAUGAACUCAAUUCAUAUCUCUAUUCUACAGAUAAAAUGUGGGCCCAAUCUACAUGUUUGCCCUUUUUGUCAUACAUACCAAUCCACAUUAAGUCAGCUCAUGAUGAAGUGACUUGAUCCAUAUCUGACUUGCUGCUCAUAUCAUAACCUGAUCUAUGUCUGGCCUGCAUGUCAUAAUCUAGCCUGAUUCAUAUUUAGCUUACUGUUUUCAUGACCAACUCCAUAUCUGACCUGCAUGUCAUAUCUCUGCAGUGUCUAAAUUUAUCCUUAAUUCAUGUUGUCAAAUAUCUGAUCUCAGGUCAUAUUUUGACUUGAUUCAUAUCUGGUCAGUAGUUCAUAUCAAAAUUUAAGUUAAAGGCUAUAUCCCUACCAAAGUCUUAUGCAGGUUAUCUUAUUUAAUCUAUAGUCAUAUAUCGUGUCACCUACAACUGUCAGAUUCAGGAAUGUUGCUACAUUUUUAUGUAAAUGAUAAGAAAUUUAUGGCUUUUAUGACAAAACUAACAUAGCUAGCAGCCAUUACAUAGACUGCCAGUAAAUGCAUGCUUUUAAUGAAAAAUUUUGUUAGCUAUUGUUGCUUUGAUAUAAAAAAAAUCUGAAAGUGUAGAUAGAGAUAUUCUCAGGUAUUUUGUUGGUACUGGUAUUUAUGUUGUUUUUGUAUGUAUAGUAACCUCUUGUGUAUUACCUGCUGCAAAAAAUAAGUUAUAUCACCCACAAGAACAGUUGUGAGGUAGUAACACCCCAGGUAUACCAUUUUUAACUUUAUACCCAGUCGCACAUUAAAUACUUCAUUUCAUGACAGGUCAUGGCAUAAAUCCUGAUUAUAUAUCUUGCCACUAAAUGGACAGUAUCAAUAUCAAUAUUUGUCAAUGUUUUAAAACUUUUUUAAAGACUGCAUGCAAUACACAAGAAAUUACAGUAUGUUUAAAAGUAUGUAGUUUGCAGUUUGGAGGUUGCUUCUUUUAAAUUUUUCAUAAUUGAAAUUGCAUAUGCAUAUCAGAAAUUUUUAUUAUGCAAGUUAGAUAUUUUUAUUUUAAAGGUGUCAAUAAUAUGUAAUGAUUAUAUUCUGCAAUUAACAAUGUGUCAAUUUGUGUAUACAUGUAUCUGCUUUUUACAUUAAUUGUAUGGAUUAAAGAGGUUUUAACAUCGGAUGAUUUUAAUGGAGUUUGUGUGAAAUUCAUGUGUUCUUUCAGCAGUGAAUAUACUAAGUCUUCUGUUAAUGAAUCCUUGUAUAAUAUUUGAGUUUUUUCCCUUAGCGAUAUUUUGUUAUGACCUGGUUAAGGUCAGUGAGAUGAGUGGAUAAAUGUUUGUUUUUGAAUUUCAAUACUGAUAUAUGAUAUAUUACAAAAUGUAACUGACAGAUUUUUUAGGAUCUCUGUUGACAGACAGAUCUAGUCAAGAUGGUUCUCAAGCUGUCACAGGUGCCUCAAGUUUAAGAACAGUGUUGGUGUACUUCUAUCUGUAGUAUUACCUCAGCAAUGGUGACUAGGCAAAACUCAUCUAUAUAUUAAUGUAAACAGUGUGAUAAUAGAUUUUUAUGAGAUUUUGAACCACAGCUGUCAAAAUUUAACUAAAACAUUACUUCCCAAUUUUUUCUUUUACCAAAAUCAGAAAAUAUCUCAGCAUUUAAUCUAAAUGAUGUGUCAUGGCAUUAAGAAUUACCUCUUCAUAGUCUAAAUUAGCUUCAUUUAAAAAAAAAAAAGAGUGCUUACAGACAAUGAAGGCUUGAAAUCCUGAAAGACUUUUUAUGUUACAAUGAAGUUAAGGAGUAGUGGAUAUUUAUUGACUUUGUUGUAAACAAAACUUUUUUUUCAAUUGUACCAAUGAUAGAUUUUAGGAUUGCUUUAAGAUACCAUUGUAAGAUUUUUAGUAAGUAUGAGUUACGUUAUGAUGUGACAUAGUGAUGAAAGUGGAAUGCAGCUUUUUAGGGACAUGUACAGAUAUUUAUAAAAAUUGUAAAAUGGUGGAAAAAGAAUAAAAUUCUUUGUUUCAGACAUUUCUGUUAUCUUCAUUGCAAGAGAGAAAAAAAAGAUUUCUUUGAUAAAUUUUAAAUGGUAAAAAUAUUGUUUUAUUUAGCAUGCAUGCUUAAUGAGAAGUUUGUAUUGAACAAUAAAAUUGCUGUUAAUACAUGUUGAUAAGUAGCAUGUAGUAACAAUAUUUGGAGUAGCUAAGAGAAACUGGAAUCUUUAUUGCUUAUGUACAAAUGUUGAUGAAGGUAUAUGUUUUUUGCUCACCUGGCUUCUACCUGGUAAUUAAUUAAAGGUAGAUAAUGCAUGACUUUUAAUAUAUGUUGGUAACUUGGUGGAUUUUCCCCAUCUUGUAACAUUAUAUGAUGCAAUUUUCUGUUUUUGAAUGAAAUAAUAAUGCACCAGGUAUUAUAAUGAUGCAUGUGAUAUAGGUAAUUUUUGCAGGAAUUUUGAAAUAAAUAAACAAAAUCAAUCUC
Ylistrum balloti is the source of this 5330-nucleotide messenger RNA. RefSeq lists its product as uncharacterized. Bases 59 to 1075 code for a protein of 338 amino acids. The record is from RefSeq and is a predicted model, not a curated record. Lineage: Eukaryota; Metazoa; Mollusca; Bivalvia; Pectinida; Pectinidae. The transcript is spliced from 6 exons. Gene Ontology annotation, molecular function: metal ion binding.